CACCAUCCAAAACCGAGGGAGCAGGUACAAACGAAGCUGGUCGCUUACAUAUAAGAAGUGGUUAGCUUACUAUUUCGGAUACGACUGUCUCUGUAUAGUUAUGAACCGUGUGUGCUGCAUAUGAUGUGAUGUGCCAGGAAGGCAAGAGAUGGUAUACGAAAAGUGACGGGAGUCUUGUACAGCAUUGGUGGACUGUAGGGGAACAUGUGUGUCGGUAGGAUGAUAUCAGAUGUAGUGGGAGCGUUAUAGCAUUAUUCAUGUACAACGAUAUCCUCUACCGUGGUUGUCACGAAGGGCACAUAGCAUACAUACGGUUCAACACGCCUUCCUUCUGACUCGUCCCCCGACAUUGUCUUAGAUUUUUACCCCGCUCAAUCUGCUCAAUCUGCUCAAUCUGCUCAAUCUGCUCAAUCUGCUCAAGCCGCUAGAUGGAUUGAACGUUGCAUAUCAUGUACUUCAGAUUGAUUUGCUAAGCUUUCACUCACGGCGCAGAUCGAAUUCCGGGAAGCACUUUGGUGGUGGUACACUGAUGUCGCGUCAACGCUACGAGGCGGUGCAAGCGGGCCUAUCCGACCACAUCAACGAACAUCAUGGCCUGAACGGCAGUCAAGAUAAAGAUAGUGCUAUAAAUAGCCACAACGAAGCCGAUCACAACACCCACACUCCCAACCACAGCAGUGUAGAUCUGCAGGAUCUUACCUCGGACUUGGGCGAUCCCUAUCACUUCUCAGAGUUCGACGGAGGGGCUUCCAAUGGCGAAUCACGGCGCAGUUCGCAGACUCGACACAACGCAAGCAGCGGCUACGGUGAACGGAAUGGGGGUAGCCAUGGGUCGCUGGACAUUCCCACAAGUACGGGCGACUACUUACACACACAGAGGUCCCAAUCGCACACCGAUCUGAGUGGCAGCGGAGAGUUUGGGAGCCACCACACGUCACGAACGAGCCAGGCGAAUCACACCGCCGGGCGCAGCUACGCCUCGGACCGGGAUAGCAGGAAUGGGGCCGUCAAGCACAGCACAAACAUCACUAUCGACACAGCCAGUACGCGCACGGACCACAGAAGUAACGGUAUCAUACACAAGGAGAAUGACGGCAGCAGUGGGUCUGCCUACCGAUCUCCGCCUGAGUUUGUCUCGCAAUCGCUACCCAGAUUAUCGGCGUUUGGUUCACCCGCGUCCAGUUCGGUACCUGGGAUAAUUGUCCCUAAUUCACAUCAAACCUCUGGGCUGGGCGAUUCAUUGGCUCUGCAGUCACGUAGGCUGCCUAUAUCGUCGCCUCUGUCGCGCAAUGGUAUCAGUCACAGUCCGCGGGUGGGUGAGCCUGAGAGUGGUAGCCUGUGGGCCACACGGUCCAACUCGGAUUACGCGUCUCUGGCGGAGCGUGGGGAGGAAGGCGAUAAUACUUACACAUACGACAAAGUAGAUAUCACAAUACAGAGAUUCCUCCCAGUGGAUAUCGGAACACAGACACCCCCACAGACACAACCACAGAUACAGAUACAGACACAUCCACAGGCACAGCUACAGACACAGACACGGACGACGCAUGGAAGACUGCAUGAGAACAACAGGCUGGACAGUGGCGGCGCGGGUGGACUCAUGCAGCAUGCCAUGAUCCAUUCGCAUUCGGACUCGGACGCUCUGUACAAGCACGCUGCCACGGCGCGAGCGGCCAAACUUGCAACAUGCACAAGCGACAGCCACCACUUACAUGAGGAUGGGAAUACACAGGCGGAGCACAAGCGUGGUGGUAAUGAUAGUACUAGUGGUAUGGGUAGUACGAUAGUCAACAAAGAUACGGGUACGGACUCGCAGGGGACGAUGGAACCGAGCUAUGCGGGUGCGAGUGGAAGUAGUAGAAGUGCUGACGCUGACCCGGGCCAGUUGGAAUGGGCUGGACAUGAUACCGUCGUAUCUCAGCAACCACAACAACAACAACAACAACAACAGGUUGACGGAGCAAAUGACGCUAACACACACACGCCACUGCGCUCGGAUGCGGAGGACAUGGUGUUUGAUAGAGUGGUGGUGUGCUCAGGCGUGUUCAGCAAGGAACACAUCCCGGAGAUCGAGGGCUUGCACAGCUUCCGUGGGAUCUCCAUCCACUCCCGCGCGUACGAUACAGCCUACCCUCUAUUCUAUAAGAAGAAGGUGCUGGUGGUAGGUAGCGGCAGCUCGGGCGUGGACAUUGCCCUGGAAGCGUAUCAGGUGGCCAAGGAGACGCGCAUGAGCGUCAGGCGCGACGGCAUCUGGCUGCAGCGCCGCUUUUUCCACGGGCGGCCGUAUGACAUAUUCGCGUCGCGGUUUUUAGCGUACCUCCCGUGCGUGGUGCGCAAUCUCGUGUCCUUCGCCACUGCCAAGCACGUACUCAACGCGUCGGACUACAACACAGACGCGCCACAGGGCAACAGGCGGUCAUCCCAGUGGGAGAUGAUGGCCAACUACACGCCCGACUCAGGGCUGGGCGCGCUGAUUAUGGCGGGACACAUCAAGCUGUGCCCGGCUAUCGCGCGCGUGAGUGAGCGGCGCGUGUUCUUUGUGGACGGGACGUCGUACGACUGCGAUGUGAUUGUGUUCUGCACAGGCUACCUACCCGAUCUCACGCUGAUGCCUGACACGCUGGUCGACCGCGUGGACGUCUUAGACGACACCGCCACGCCCAAGCGCGUGCCGCUGCUGCACGAGUUUGUGUGGCCUCCGAAGACACCCGGCCUGGCGUAUGUGGGGGCGUGCCAUGUGUAUGGGUCGAGUUUCCCCGUGUUUGAGAUGCAGGCGCGCUGGGUGGCGUAUGUGUUCAGCGGCAAGGUGCCGCUUGGCCCGCCCGAGCAACUGGCCAAGGCCGCGCGAGACGAAGCCCAAUAUGUGGUGAUGAGCGAUGCGGGGGUGAGAGAUCUGGUCAACCCGAUCAUCUACCAGGACAGGAUCAGCCGGUUGCUGGGUGCGUAUCCGUUCGGACUGAACUCUCGGCUCAAAGACAUGCUGCUGUGGCCGUAUCUGUACCUGAGCACGUGUACGUCGUGGCACUACCGGUUGGUGGGCAGAGACAGUUUCAGCACCGCCGACGAGCCACACUGGGCUGCGACUGUGGUGAAUGCGCGCAGGCGAGUCAAGAACGUGUUCUUAUACGCGGGCGUGGGGUUGGCAUUGAUUGUACUAACCCGCAAGGGCCUCAGAUUGGGUAUAAAUAGAUGA
Molecule: messenger RNA, 3193 nt
Organism: Sphaeroforma arctica JP610
Lineage: Eukaryota; Ichthyosporea; Ichthyophonida
Exons: 1
Coding region: 530-3193 (887 amino acids)
Molecular function (GO): NADP binding; N,N-dimethylaniline monooxygenase activity; flavin adenine dinucleotide binding
Source: RefSeq, a predicted model, not a curated record